This is a messenger RNA of Ixodes scapularis (black-legged tick), 3588 nucleotides long. Its product is annotated as laminin subunit alpha-like. The record is from RefSeq and is a predicted model, not a curated record. Gene Ontology annotation, molecular function: signaling receptor binding. The transcript is spliced from 24 exons. Gene Ontology annotation, biological process: regulation of cell adhesion; regulation of embryonic development; regulation of cell migration. NCBI's taxonomy places the organism in Eukaryota, Metazoa, Arthropoda, Arachnida, Ixodida, Ixodidae. Gene Ontology annotation, cellular component: basement membrane. The annotation marks the transcript as partial.
CUGAGAAAGCGACUUUGCGCCACAACGACGGAUGCCUGUGACUGCCACCCGUCGGCGUCCCUAGGCGCUUCGUGCGACGCGGAGAGCGGGCAGUGCACCUGCCGGAACAGCUACGGCGGCCGUCAGUGCCUCCACUGCCAAGUGGGCUUCUACGACUACCCCACCUGCAAACUGUGUUCGUGCGACCCGACGGGCACUACGGAGGAGGUGUGCAGCAACCGGACGGGCCAGUGCCUGUGCAAGCCCCAGUACGGGGGCCCACGCUGCGACCAAUGUGCCCCGGGAUUCUACAACUUCCCCAACUGCAUUCCCUGUGAAUGCGACAGCAAGGGCUCCCUGGGCAAUUCGUGCGACAACGCGGGCAAGUGCCACUGCCUGGCCAGCUUCACGGGCCUGCGAUGCGACCAGUGUGCCCCGGGCUACUACAGCUACCCAGACUGCAACCCCUGUGGCUGCGACUCGUACGGAUCCGUGGGACUGUCGUGUGGGAGCGACGGCACCUGCUUCUGCAAGCCCAGCUUCGACGGAGAGAAGUGCGACCGCUGCAAGAAGGACUUCUACAACUAUCCCCUCUGCGAAGGCUGCAACUGCAACCCGGCGGGGAUUCUGGCGACGUUUGGCGGCUGCGGCAGCCUGACGAGCGGGGAGCUGUGCGAGUGCAAGGAGCGCGUCACGGGACGCAUCUGCGACCAGUGCCGCCCGCUCUACUGGAACCUCAAGCCGAGCGACCCGCAGGGUUGCGAGGACUGCGAGUGCCACUCCCCGGGCACCCUGGGGGGGCUGCGGGUGUGCGACGGCCAGAGCGGCCAGUGCCUGUGCAAGCCCAACGUGGGCCAGCGCCAGUGCACAGAGUGCCUCGACGGGACCUUCCACCUCCAGGACCAGGACCUGCUCGGCUGCCAGGACUGCCAGUGCGACGUGGGCGGAGCGGUGGGCAGCUCGUGCGACGCCCGGAGCGGGCAGUGCCAGUGCCGGCCCCGCAUCACGGGGCGCCGUUGCUCGGAGCCCCUGCAGGCGCACUUCUUCCCCACGCUGCACCAGCACAAGUACGAGGUGGAGGACGGACACACCCCCAGCGGGGUCAACGCCCGCUUUGACUUCGACAGCGGCCUCUUCCCGGGCUUCUCCUGGAAGGGCUACGCCAUCUUCUCCAACAUUCAGAAGGAGAUCCUGAUUGACCUGCACAUCCAGAAGCCUGGGCUGUACCAGGUGAUAGCGCGCUACGUGAGCCUCAACGGCGACAAUGUGUACUGCAACAUCAGCUUCACUCCGGACACGUACGGAGAGACCAAGCAGACGGAAACGCUGGUGCUGCCCCCGAGCCGAGAGCCCCGCUUCCAGGGGGUGGUGGGGCAGGACGGGGUCACUGCCCUCCCCUUCGUGCUGAACCCCGGCCGAUGGACCCUUUCCAUCAAAGCCCCCCGGACUACAUGGUGCUGCUGCCCGAGGCAUUCUACGAGGCGACGCUGCUGCAGGAGCGGGUGCGCCACCCGUGCCUGCGGGGGGGCAACAUGGCGGGCCCUUGCCGCCAACUGCGCUACCCGGCCCUGCCGGACACGGCCGUGCCGGUGGCCGCCGCCCAGGGAGCGGACGGACAGGGUGCCCCCGUGCAAAUUCUCGACGACGCGGACGUCCUGGAGGAGCUGCACAGCGGGCCCAUGGCUCACCUGGACGAAGACCACGGGUCCCUGCGGCUGGACCUGCGAGUGCCCAGGGCCGGGCCGCACGCCCUGGUCUUCUUCUACCACUCGCUGGACAAUGACGGCUCUGUGGCCGCAGACCUGGUGCUGUCGGGCGCCGACCGGCUGGCCACGGGCAGGGCAAACUUCCACCACUGCAACUACAACCUGCUCUGCCGACAGGGGGAACCACGACAACUGCCUCAUCUGUGCCUGCCCGAUCCCGUUGCCCUCCAACAACUUCGCCGACAGCUGCGAAGUGUCUCCGAGCGGACAAGAGAUUAGCUGCAACUGCAAGAAGGGCUACUACGGACCUCGUUGCGACGUCUGUGAUGCGGGCUACUUUGGCGAGCCCGACGUGAUUGGCAGCAGCUGCAAGCCGUGCGAGUGCAGCGGCAACAUUGACCCGGCCAACCCGGCCUCUUGUGACUCGGUGACGGGGGAGUGCGUGCUGUGCCUCAACAACACGUCCGGACCCGCCUGCGAACUGUGCGCUCCGGGAUUCUACGGCGACACCAUCUCUGUCAAGGACUGUCGCAAGUGCUGCUGCAACCAGUGCGGCAUGCACUCCUGCAAUCCCCUCCAGGGCACCUGCAACUGCCACUCCAACGUGGAAGGGAGCCUCUGCGACUGUUGCGCACCCAACCACUGGGGGUUCUCGGAGUGCCGAGGCUGCCGCUCGUGCGACUGCAGCCUGGCCUCUCAGUCCAAGCAGUGUGACCUGGAGACGGGACAGUGCCCCUGCCAGCCGGGGGCUGGAGGGCCGCGCUGCGACGUCUGCGAGCCGGGCUACUGGCGCUAUUCGGCCGACGGAUGCAUCUCGUGCAACUGUGCGGCCAAGUUUUCGGCGGGUGCCGUGUGCAACCAGCAGACGGGCCAGUGCCAGUGCCUGCCCGGCGUGGAAGGGGACAAGUGUGACCGGUGCCCCUACCGAUGGGUCUUCGUGGAGCGCGAGGGCUGCAAGGAGUGUGGCGAGUGCGUGCACGCCCUGCUGGAUGACACGGACAGCCUGGAGCAGAUGAUCGACAACAUCGGGGACGAGAUGCGUGACAUCUCUUCCACUUACCUGGCCAACCAGCGGCUGCAGCUCGUCAACCAGACUGCGCACGACCUGAAAGAGCAGCUGAUGAGCUUCAGCGGAAAGCCCGCCUCCCUGGACGUGAGCCCCCUGGCGCAGAACGUCAGCGAUCUGGAAGCACUGGCCUCGACAGUGCGCAAGGACGCUUCGAGCCUGGCGCUCUCGGCUACGGCGAACAACCACACGGCGUACAAGACAAGGCUGGAAGCCGACCGGGAAGAGCUCAACGUGGAGAAGACGGUCCAGGAGAUGCGAGACAUUCUGAGCAGCCUGACAGCCUUCUCCGAGGGCCUGGGCUCGACUUCUACCGCCAACGUGGAGCCGCUGCUCGACGAAGCCACCCGCAUCGUGGAGCUUCUCAAUGCCACCGAGUUCAUGAGGCCCUUCGCCGAAGCAGAGGAAGAGCUGGCGCAGGCCAGAGAAGGCCUGGAGCGUGCGCAGAACUUCUCGCUGCCGGCGGUGCAGAACGACGCAACCCUGGAGGACCUGCGGCAGACGAUGGCGGAGGAGCUGGAGGGGCGCCUCUACGAGCUGGCCAACCACACCCAGAGGGUCGAGGACAUGGUGCGGGAGGUGGCCCACCUGCAGAACACGGCUAACAGCUCCCCGUUCAGGGGGAUCAUUGCCCAAAGCGAGGAGCUCAAGUUGCAGUCCGAGGCACUUCAGAAGGAGGCCAGGGAACUCCUUCGGGCCUGCCAGGACUACUACCCGGACGCAGAAAACGCCUAUGAGGUGAGCACCCAUGCUACCUUACUGAAAGCGAUGGCCUUUCACAAGGAGUGUUGGGAAAUGCGCUCAGAAUCUUACAUAAUAUGCUUGCUAGUGGAGUAA